AGUUAAUAUUUCGGUUUAAUGUCGGGACUUUCUGUUAUUUUGUGAUCUGUCACGCAAUGUGGAAAAGUUAUACAGGUGUUUCUUCUCGUUAUUCCAGGUGUUGGUCGUAUUGCGAUAAAGUCUUUUUGAUGUGAUUUAAACAAAACAAUUAGAAAAAAAUACUUUAGAUUUGUAUUGGUAUUUUGUGAUUGAAUUAUUUCUUGAUAAUGUGAUACAGUGCGCAUACGUUGCUUGUUUACAGUAUGAAAAUGAAAAUCAUAGGAAACCACGUGAAUUCGUGCAAGCUUAGUGAAUGCAGAAAUAAAAAUCCUUAGACUAUGCAACAAUAGUGAAUCCACAACUGAAAUCGAGGCUGCAGCAUCUACGAUGGAGGUCCAGGACGACAAGCUUGAUGUGUGUCCUGAAGACGGAUACCAGCAGUCCAAGCCCCCGGAAGAAACCCGAAGGAUACGGGGCUUCCGCCGCAGAUUUUCGGAGUCCGCGAGGGAUUCCCACCCGGAGAGCAUGUCCCGGCUGGCACGCUUUGGCACGGGGUUGCGCAGGAGGCUCUCGGGGUCCACGCGAGACUUGUUCUCCUCCACGGCGACGGCCACUGCAGGAGGAGGCACUGACGAGGCCAAACCCGGGAAUAAUGGGGCUCUCAGGCGUCACCUGUCCGCCUCCAUGAAGGACCUCCUGCACGGCGGCGGUGUCCAGCGUGGCGACAGCGACGCCGAGGGCAUAGGACGACGUCUCUCUCGCCGCCUGUCCCUCCUGGCGGGGACGGUCGCCAGCAGGUCGGACCACUCGCGAGGAUCCCUGAGGGUGCGGCUGCCCAACUUCCGCAGAUCGAGGACCUUCAGCGUCAACAUCAUCUUGCCGGACUCUACUUCGAGGAUGGUGGUGGGUGAUGGCACGCAGACGGUGGGGCAGGCGGUGAGUCAUGUGGCCCAGGACCUCAACCUCACCACGUUCUCCCUGGCCCUGGCGGACUCCCAGGCUGAGGUCGACCUUGACGCCCCAGCGCACCUUCUUGACGGCGACACGAUCCUUCUGCACGAUGCCAUCGAUACGUUCAACCCAGCCGUUGAGUUGGAGCCCCGGCUGCGGAUGGCCAUCGUAAUUGCAGCCACGGAGAAGACGCUGGUCCGGCGUCUUCGGUGCGUGGAAGCGGUGUACGGCCAGCACCUACGACGCCUGUCCUCGGUGACGGAGGACGAGCACGAAAUCCUCUUCGGAGGCGUCGCCCCCAUAGUGACGCAGGCGGAGGCUUUCAUCUCCAGGCUGGAGAACGCCAUAGACUGCUGGGACGCCGAGACUUCAUGCCUCGGUCCGUUGUUCGUAGCAGAGCUUUGGGAGCAGUACGAGGAGUACCUCGGCCAGUACCAAGAAGCUGUUAGGAUCUUGCGAGAGAAGCACAGCACGGACGAGGAGUUCGUGGCCCUGUGCAAGCUGAGGCGGGGGGCAGCGCGCCACUCCCUGCUUCAUCUGCUUCAUUUACCGAUAAACAGAAACACUGAUGAUAAUGACACGAUACAAAGACAUGGUUGUUUUCCUCAAAGCGCCAUCGAGAGGGAAGGGCUCGGCCCGGCCCGCCCCCUGACCUCGCAUUCUCGCACACGCCUCUUGGCCCAUGUUUUGAUCAUGUGGGUCAGCCAGGUCGCCGGUGGCCCUCGCGUGAGUCACCACGGUGUUAUGGGCCGUGUGGUCAGUUUACGGCCGCAGGACAGGUGGGAGAAUGUCCCAUAUCCUGGUGGUGAUUACCUGGUACAUCCGAUGCUGCAAAAGAGAGAGCUGGAACGGACAGGUUUCCGAGACCCCGAACCCCAUCAGGAGCCUCCUGUGACCCACUUUACCGGAUAUUUGCCAAAAAUGGGCGGCUUCACUCCGGGCGUCACUGUUGCGUAUCCGCGCAUCGAGGAUUACGUCCCUCUAGCACGGACAUGUGCAUUGUGGCAGUUUUCAGCUGAGGCCAAUUUUAAGCCUUCCGUCCAGGGACAGAAGGGCGAGCGAAGCAAGUGA
Molecule: messenger RNA, 2001 nt
Organism: Penaeus vannamei (Pacific white shrimp)
Lineage: Eukaryota; Metazoa; Arthropoda; Malacostraca; Decapoda; Penaeidae
Source: RefSeq, a predicted model, not a curated record